AGAAGGAGAAACACCCCAAUUUGCAUUGCUCUUGCACCUUACCACAUCUAUAUUCCCACACACACCCUCUUAGUGCUGGAAAUGUCAAGAAAGAAUCAAAAGCCUUUCCGGGGCCAGGCCUGGAGAGCUAAGGAGACCUUGGAUCUUCUGGAUAUCUGGGGAAAGGAGGUCAUCCAGGAUCAACUCCGCAGCUGCUAUUCCAAUAUAGAGGUCUUCAAGUACAUUGCCAAUAAAAUGGCCGAACGGGGCCAUCAACGCAAUGCUGAGCAGUGCCGGUCAAAGACCAAGUGCUUGAGGCAGCAGUAUAAGAACUCAGACUCUGGGAAAACCUGUAAGUAUUAUAAACAGCUGCACGAGAUUCUCAAGGGGGAUCCGAGUGUGCAACCCAAACCGGCUGUCGCUCCCAGCCUAGAACCCCAACACUCCCUGAUAGCACAGCCUGGACCACAGGAGCUGUUCACCCCUGCCCGGGUCACCAUCAGCAUGGAUCUUCCCUCAAGAGCAAACGAAUUGGCACAACCCUCGACAUCGACUUCUCAGCCGCCGCCAGCGAAUCUGCAGAGCCGGGUCAACAAUGCCGCUCCCCAAACGACGAUGCCCCGUGCAGUGCUGCCUCUGGCCACCCGCCGUGCCCCAAUACGGAGGACCAAGAAAAAGACCACGGGGAGGACGGACGAGACCCUCCAGGCCUCUGUGCGUCAGGUGGCCAGAACAGCUGCCAGAGCAAGUGAAGACAUCAAAGAGGUCCUCGCCCUGACCCAGGAGAAUGGCAGGAAGAUGGCCACUGCCCUGGAAGGGUUGUCUGCUAGCAUCAAUGAACUGAAGGCGGCUUUCCAAAGGAGCGUGGGAGGACGCGGCCCCUCUCUGCUCUUAUACCCCCACUGAUGAACCUCCCCAUGUUAUCAAGGCGUUUCCUUCCUCUUCUUCUUCCUCCGCCCCCCUCGGAUCCCUGAUGAUGGAGCUGGAGGACAUCAGCACCCUCCCCCAGCAGAAAGAGGGCACUGCAAGCCACCCACUUCCAGCCCCCACCAGUGUCCCCUCUCACUGGGAUUCCCAGAUGUUGUUGACUACAACUCCCAUAAUCCCCAGCCAAAGGCCAUUCCAGCUGGGGAUGCUGGGAGUUGUAGUGAACAGCUGGGGGUCCCUGUUAGAGGGGACACUGUCCCCCACCCCAGCGAUUGGUCAGUGUUGAUAGCCAGGGGCGUAGCUAUAAUUGAGCGAAAGGGUUCAAAGAACACGGGCCCCCAGCUCCUGAGGGCCCUCCAGCUCCAUCCCUCCCUAUUUUCUUCAUUAUCUCCCUCACUCUGGGGGGCCCGCCAGAGAGAGGGAUGAACACAGGCCCUCUCUCCCCUAGCUACGCCCCUGUUGAUAGCAAUGGACCUGUUAUCCUCUGAGGCUCUUCCAGUCACCCCCCACCCAAAUCGCCAUCCCUUCUGAGGGGUUCAACACCAAGGGGAAGAGGAAGGGAACUGUCCCUUGGAGAGAGAUGCAUUAUGAUCUCUAGGAAAGGGAGCUCUAGGAACCUAUAAAGCCUGAAACAGCUUGGGCCCUGGGUAUUUAAGAGAACGUCUUCUCUGUCAUGAACCCCACCACCCAUUGAAGUCAUCUGGAGAGGUCUGUCUGCAUUUGCCACCGGCUCGUCUGGUGGCCACUCAGGGCCAGGCCUUCUCCGUCACUGCCCCGAGGCUUUGGAAUGCGCUCCCUAGUGAAAUCAGAGCCUCCCCAUCUCUUGACAACUUUUAAAAAGUCUUUGAAGACACAUCUGUUCACCCAGGCUUUAAGCUGAUAUUGUUUUGAUGGUGUUAAUGUUGUUUUUAGAAUAUUGUUUUAAAUUUCUUGGUUUUGUUUUUAACUAUAUGAUUUACUUUUGUUUUUAUCUUGUUGCAAACCGCCCAGAGAUGUAAGUUUUGGGCAGUAUAAAAAUAUGUUAAAUAAAAUAAAUAAUAAAAUAAUAAAUAAUAAUUGCUGGGA
This is a messenger RNA of Hemicordylus capensis (graceful crag lizard), 1971 nucleotides long. RefSeq lists its product as uncharacterized. The transcript has 4 exons. The record is from RefSeq and is a predicted model, not a curated record. Lineage: Eukaryota; Metazoa; Chordata; Lepidosauria; Squamata; Cordylidae. The coding region runs from base 82 to 885 and encodes 267 amino acids.